AUGCAUUACAGGGCAAGAUCUCUAUUGGCAGGAAACCAUUACUUGACCUUUGCAUCUCUUUAUGCAUUGUUUUGUAGUGAGUUCUCUGCCAAAGGAGAUUUGCCCGCAUUGGUUUACGUUCAUCCGGGUGUGGAGAUAUCUAUUCCUCUUUGUAUGAAUAUAGAAGGAUUCAUCUCCCCAGGACGUAUUGAAAAAUAUUUGCCUGAGAUGAAGCGAGGGUCUGUCUACAAACUCAACAACUUCUAUGGAUCCAUAAACAAGUCGGUGUUCCGGGUUUGUGAUCAUACCGCGACCGUGUCGUUCUCGUGGAAUUCAGAACUGUCGGUUCUUCUAGACUGUCAGACUCCUUUUGAUGAAGACAGUUUCCGGUUUCAUUCUUAUGAAGAAUUUCAAUCCAGCUGUUAUCUCAAAGGAGACCUCUAUGAUGUUGUUGGCCACAUGAAGUUGGUUAAUGGCCAGAGUAUCAUUGAGGCCUGUGUUCUUGACGAAGUGGAGAUAGAAAAGGCUGCAAGAGACUUCCGCAAAAAGUUUAAUUCGUACGAAAAAACACCCACCGUGUUACUGGUCACGGCCGUUAACGCACAGACUCUCGGAGGUACUCUUGCCCUCACCUCAAUGUCCUCCUCGCGUGUAUUUAUGGACUACGAUGUCCAACCUACUAUAGAUUACUUCGGCUGGUUGGGCUCUAAUCCAGCUAUUGCUGAGCAGGUUAAUGCAGAGGUGGUAACUAAACGUGAGGCAAUGACUAUAGGGGAAAUAUUCUCCUACAUCAAGCAGGAAUUUGCAAAGGAUGCUUUUUUUGAGUGCACGGCUACAAUCGAUGACGUCGUCCAUGGCUCUACUUGGUACUACAUUGCGUGCAGUGGGUGCCAUACUAAGGUUACCAAACGCCCUACUUCGAUGAUUUGUACAAACAGCAAGUGUGGGAAGAUAUCAGUUAAUGACAACAGUGACCAAGCUUUCUUUGUACUACUUGGUGAUGCUGGUCGUGAGUUGACUGGGAAGCCUGCAUCAGAAUUAGUUAGAAACUAUUUUGAGGCUAACGGAAAUCAAGAAUGUAACCAUGAGGCGCCUGUCCCGGAAGCUUUGAUCAGCACCAUCGGCCAAAGACACAAAUUUUGUGUCAAAGUGACAGAGCACAACCUAUCUGGCAAGACCCGGUCUCUUACUGUGACCAGCAGCCACAGUAUACUCGGAGGAAGACCACACUACUGCAACUUCGGAGAAAACAUUCAAAAGCCGCCUUGGUUCUGCAGAGGGGAGUAA
This is a messenger RNA of Brassica napus (rape), 1266 nucleotides long. RefSeq lists its product as uncharacterized. The coding region runs from base 1 to 1266 and encodes 421 amino acids. Gene Ontology annotation, biological process: meiotic cell cycle; nucleotide-excision repair; DNA replication. NCBI's taxonomy places the organism in Eukaryota, Viridiplantae, Streptophyta, Magnoliopsida, Brassicales, Brassicaceae. The transcript has 10 exons. Gene Ontology annotation, molecular function: damaged DNA binding; single-stranded telomeric DNA binding. The record is from RefSeq and is a predicted model, not a curated record. Gene Ontology annotation, cellular component: nucleus; DNA replication factor A complex.